This is a messenger RNA of Dicentrarchus labrax (European seabass), 3707 nucleotides long. RefSeq names its product torsin family 4, member Aa (gene tor4aa). The transcript is spliced from 3 exons. Gene Ontology annotation, molecular function: ATP hydrolysis activity; ATP binding. The record is from RefSeq and is a predicted model, not a curated record. Gene Ontology annotation, cellular component: nuclear envelope; endoplasmic reticulum lumen. NCBI's taxonomy places the organism in Eukaryota, Metazoa, Chordata, Actinopteri, Moronidae. Bases 156 to 1487 code for a protein of 443 amino acids.
CAGGAAUUGGAGGUAAGAUAGACAGAUAGGAGGGCCCUUCCUGAGUUGAGCUUGCUUUGCUGUGUGGGGCUGUUCUCUCCUUCCUCCACUCCCAAAACUAUGGACUAGACCUACACAGAAAAAGUCUCUUUAGAAGCAUUUAAGCUACAUUGACGAUGAGUGACCAGGACAGCAGCGCCUCGGCGUCUCAAACAGAGGAGGAGUUUGAGGGAGAGAUGGAUGAAGAGAUGGAUGAAGAGAUGGAUGAAGAGGCAGAGGGCGAAGGAGAAAAAGAUGACAAACACAGGGCCAGUCCGGUCCCCAGUCUGUCCAGCUUCUCCUCGUCUCUGCGCGCCGUCAUACGCAUCAAGCAGAAGUACCAGGCCAUAAAGAAGCGGCGCCAGGAGCUGGCCCUGGGCCUGGCGGGAGUCGGGACCCUCACAGGGGCCCCGGCUCGAACCAGCCCCAAAAUCUUCACCUUCGAUGGAGUCACCCCCUCCGCCUUCUCCUCCCUGUCGUCCUCCGUCCCUCAGAGGAAGAAGAGGAGGAGGAGGAAACGGGUGCUGUAUCCCAACGGAGGAGGCUGCAGGGCCCCGCCGAAGCAGGAGCGCAGCCGAGCCAAGUACUGCCUCUACCUGCUCUUCGCCAUCGUCUUCAUCCAGGUGUACAACGCCAUCGAGAACCUGGACGACCACGUUCUCAGGUACGACCUGGAGGGGCUGGAGAAGACGCUGAGGAGAGAGGUGUUCGGGCAGCAGGGAGCUGUGGAGGGUCUGCUGUCCCACCUGAAGGACUACCUGUCCACCUACGUCCACAACAAGCCCCUGGUGGUGUCCCUGCACGGCCCCAGCGGCGUGGGAAAGAGCCACCUGGGGCGCCUCCUGGCCGGACACUUCCGCUCCGUGGUGGGGGAGACGCUGGUGCUGCAGUACUACGUCCUCCACCACUGUCCCCAGGAGGCCGACGCCCUGCAGUGCGCCCGCAACCUCUCCGCUCUCAUCUCGGAGAUGGUGGAACGCGCCGAGGAGGAGGAGAAGAUCCCGCUCUUCAUCUUCGACGAGGCCGAGCACAUGCACGACGAGAUCCUGGACGCGCUGAAGCAACUCGUGGCGUCCAAACAGUCCAACGAGUACCUGAACGCCAUCUACCUGUUCCUGAGCAACCUGGGUCACGCGCACAUCACCAAACACAUGCUGCACAACUCCUCAAGUAUUUCAGCAUCCGGUCGCCAUAGUAACCUGGUGAAAGAGCUGACUCCCAUAUUACGCAACACUCUGGAGAAGCUUCACCUCCUGUGGACAGAGGCGGACAUCUUACCUCUGAGCCUUUUGGAGAAAGGUCACGUGAUGGAGUGCUUCCUGGACGAAAUGACUCGAGAGGGGUUCUACCCGGAUCAUACCAACAUAGAGCGCCUCGCGGGGGAGAUUGAGUAUUACCCCGCGGUGGGGGGGCAUGAAUAUUCCCAGACUGGCUGCAAGCAAGUGGUGGCCAAAGUCAAUCUGCUGUGAAAUCCUCUGCAGGAAAUGUUUGGAUGUUUCACAUUCUUUCAAAAAAACAAAAAGAAAACCCCGUGAAGAAAGAGUGCGUGAGGAGCGAGGGAGGGGUUAAAGGUUAUGAAACUUGAAUGACACAACUCAGAGUCAGACCACACUUUCAAGAGCAGUUCUGAAAGAGUGAAAUAAGACAGAAGGAACGCUGAAGACAUUCGGCUCUGUCGUGGGAACUGGCGUGAAUCCUGUGAAGAGCCCCCCCCCCCAUCCCGGGUCCACAAACAGUCCUUAAAGGGUCAGUUCACCGAAGUUAUGACACAAACAUGCAGAUAGUUUAGAUUUUGAGGUAUCGGCCUGCAUGCAAACACAACGGAGGUGCCAGUGAGUUAGUUUAUUACACCUCCAGAGGACCAUGUGCAAGAGGUUAUCUCCGUUAGCCGUGCAGCGAGUUGGGGACAAUAUCGAUGUGGGGACUGGAUUUGAGACCAGAAUUAGUUUGGAUUUAGGUGAAACUGGAUCAUAUUUAAUGUAGAAAAUAUGUGCUGGUUUUCCCCCUGAUGUCGUCCUCCGACUCUGCCUCAACUCCCAGUAAAUGUCUGAAGUUCCUGAUGGGAAUAUAUAGCUUUACUUUUACUUGCUAAAGUAACCGAUAACAGCCAAGUGUUAGCUAAGUUAGCUCUGCUGCUAGCGGUCCUGUUAACUGAGCCCAGUUCUGAUGUCUGCUCGCCACCAGCAUCCGGUGCUCGCUGCAUUAACAAACACAUAUUCAUGGUCCUUUGUGGAUGAAUUUCCAUGACUUCAUUGGUCCUCUGACCUUUUCCUGGAGCCCUGCAAGCAAGUUUACAUGUUUGGUUUUAAGUGAAUAAUCUCCACCCGUCAGGAUGAAGUGUAAUAACUUUGGCGAAUGCUUAACGGUGGAGACAUCCAACACCCCUGACGGAUACCGUGCAACAACGACACAGCACGUAAUGCAACAUCAGCUGUUGUGGGUUUGCAAAGUGUUGCUGCUGCACAGUUAAUGUGCAGAGAGGACGGGACGAGGCUCACCGCUCUCCUGCUGCUGAAACUAACAUCAGCAACAACAACAACAACAACAACAACAACAGCAUAUAUCUUGGCAAACUGUCCGUGUCCAAGUAAUUAAAUGUUACCUGAGACACUCAAACCCUGGCUGGAAGUAUUGUGUGGCAGGCAAAGCACAGAAGAAGGUUUUAAAAUCUAAAGGUUGGGUUUAUUUUCCCACAAACGAUUCAACAAGAGGUCAACAAACCAGAAUUCUACUGAAACAUAAGGCUAAAAUUAAAAGUAGACUAACAGAACGAGCUGUCGGAUCAAACCAAUAAAUACACACAGGGGAGGACGGCACACACAGUAACUAAGGUUCCCUCCCCCGUGCUGUCAGCCUCUUGGUUUGGUCCUCUGUUUAAAACCAGGCUCCGCCCUCCGCCUCAUCUUUUACUCAAAACCAGGAAGAAGAACUGAGCAGCCAGGUAACUCCAAGCAGAGAGAAAUGAAUGAAUAACUUCAUUAAACCAACUAGUAAAAUGACAAAACAGUAGAAACUAACACACAGAAUUUAUUAGAAACGCUUAACCCACCUUUAACUUUUCAUCUAGCGCCACCAUCAGGUCAUCAGGUCAUCAGGUCCCAUCAGAUGUACUUUGUUUAGUGCUAUCGUUCGCUCAGAUGGUCACAGUGGGCGUGUUCAUGAUCUGGGUGAGCUGACCCUUUAACCUCUCUCAGACAGAACUACUUUAUCAGGCAGCUGAAGCAGACACAGGAGUGAGACCGAUAUCGGUUGAUCAAUAAGUGGAAGUUUCGAUUUUUAGAAUUCAUCAGAUACUAACACAUUUUAGAAAUGUCUUUUAUUAAUGCUAGUGCAAGUCAGCAGAUUGUGACGAUGUUUCUGCAGACACCGAGCUGCCGCCUCGUUCAGCUACAGGAUGAAGCUCGCCUGCGUACGUUUCUUCUUUUCAUUGAAGAAUAUUUGGUCCCUGCCAAGUUUAUUUAUUAGGGGAAAGAUAUUUUUUGCAUGGAUGUACUUUAUGUUCAAAGAGAGCAACUUUAAGUAGACACAGACUCGCACUAGCAUUAAGAUUUCAUUUUUGUUACUGACCUGAUGAGACUUAAUCCGUCUUGUAUGUUAAAUGUUAAAUGUUCUGUAUUCAGUUUAUAUUUCUAAUUUAAACUUCAAUGUGUAAUGAGUGCCUUGGAAUUAAAGACACCAUUUAAACAUGA